AUGCGCAAGCUGUGCCACCUCAGUGUCGAGUCCGUCGAGCUCUUCUUGCAGCACGGCAUCGUCCCCACGGUCGCCCAGGCGCUGCUGAGCUUCCCGGAAGACGCCAUCUUGCAGGCGUCCGCGUGUGGAUGCCUUGCCGUGUUGACCCAGACCAGCGACGUCAGCAAGAACGAAAUGCUGUCGAUGAGCGAUCCGAGCAUCCUCGGACUGGUGCUCGCGUCUCUGGAUAUCCAUCGCGAGUACUCGAAUCUCACGCGCCAAGUCCAGAUUUAUGCAUGUGAAGUUUUGACUGAGUUAUGUGACUACGGUGGGCCAUCAACCGUUGCGUCCUUGAUCGCCCAUGAUCCUCGGCGGAAGGCAGAACCCACCAUUGAGCUGGCUGUCGCCCUCACCCGACAGAGCAUGGCUCGUGAAGAUAAGAAAGUGACGUGUUCGUUUUGCAGUCUGUUGUUGUGUCUUGCCUCAAAUAGCUCAGCCGCGGCCGAGAGCUUGCGCGAGGUUGGUGCCAUCGCGGAUAUCUCCGUUGUUAUGGCAAAGUAUCCUGUCGACGAAGGUAUUAUACGAUUCUCCGCUGCAGCACUGCGGGAGAUCGCGGAGACGAGCCUGAGCCAUUCGCCAUCGAAAACUGUUCAUGAAAAGGCUCGAGUCAUUUUGGACGAGGACGUUAGCCGCAGCCGCGAUACUUCUCCACGAGCGACCGCAAGAAAAGGAGAGUCCGGCCUCAAGUCCACCACUGGUCGACGCCGACCCAAGUCGCCUACAAACCGGCCCAACACAUCCUCGGGGAUACCAGCUCCAGGGAAUGCGCGUUCGUUCGGACAGUUGUCAAAUGCUCUCGGCGACGCCCCAGGUGCCUCGUUCUUCACUUCCCCUGUAAAGCUGGCGGAUGAGCCCCGAAUCGCAACACCAAAGGCAUCAAGGCUUCCUCCCCCACGCAGCAGAGAUGAACAUAUGCGGAGGGUGGGCGAAAUGAAGCGGCGGGGUAACGGAAACGGGCAACGCGAUCGUCUCUUGAUGAAGACAGGCUUCACUCGGGAGAAUUCGUUUAGUCCUCUGAAAAACAACUAUUUGGGAACUGAAGGUGUGACGUUCGUCAUCCCCCCGCCGUUGUCGAGCAGUCAAUCGCUGGAGCAGCCAAUCGUAUCACGAGGUACCAAGACACCAACGCGACCGCACUCAGCGCGCCUAACACCGCUGGUCAACGAACGGGUAAAGAUUUCCACUGCUAGGUUUCCGAGUUCUGCAGCGGAGUGGGGGAGCGGAGAUGAUGCGUGGCCAAUGGAUACCAGCAUGAGUACCGGCCAUUUACGCCCCCAGACUGCCGUCGUAGUCACAAAGCUGUCUGAUCCUGCCAGUCGAUGGGACAGGCCGAGCGAUCAAGUAUCCGACCACAGGAAGAAAGACCGUGGAGACUCCAGAGAAAGGAAGCGAGAACGCGAGUCACCUGGAACGUCAAAGGCCGCUGGAGCGACUGACAAGCGGCAUUCUGCUGGAGAGAGACCCAGUGCCGUGACGGACAUGGAUCAGUCCAUGGCUGAGCUCCGUGAAUUUGGGCAGCAGCUGCUCAAAGAGGAAGCGAGAAUUUCCUCACUGCUCGCGCAAGCAGGCUCCAAGUCUCCAGGUCUUAACCGCAUG
Molecule: messenger RNA, 1635 nt
Organism: Phytophthora sojae
Lineage: Eukaryota; Oomycota; Peronosporomycetes; Peronosporales; Peronosporaceae
Exons: 7
Source: RefSeq, a predicted model, not a curated record